AUGGCCAAUAAAUUUGAAGUUAUAUACGAAGAAGUUGCAGAGGGAUUAGGACCUCUUGGUAUACUAACUGCUUACUGUAAGGAGAGGUACCUUGAUAAACUAAAGCUAAUGAUAGUUAUGCAUGAUGGUAUCAACCGUUUGCUAAGAGAAUGCAAACAUAUACUAAAUGACAAACGUACGAGUGUAAUCAUAUAUAGCUGGCUUCAAGUUAGACUUGAACUCAAUUUUUAUGCAAUAGACUGGUGUGGAGCUGGAAUAUAUAGAUUUAGAAUGGUCGACUGUUACAGGUUACCAUCAGACGAUAGUGACUGCGGAAUGUUUGAGGAUGCAUAUUGUAUCCUCAAAUUACUUAAAGAGAUACCAAAUGACAUUAUAAAAAAUCUUCAAGGCGAUUUUACAAGAAUUUCUAAUCUAUUUUUAGCAUAUUGA
Funneliformis caledonium is the source of this 429-nucleotide messenger RNA. NCBI's taxonomy places the organism in Eukaryota, Fungi, Glomeromycota, Glomeromycetes, Glomerales, Glomeraceae. The record is from the annotation of a GenBank genome assembly.